AGAUAAGGUAGCCCAGUGCACCAAGAGAUGGGAUACUGCAUUCCAGGAACCUUAACAUCUCCUCUACCUCCUUCAAAUCCAACACACACCAAAUCACUCAGAUACACUCUUUCUGCUUCCAUUCAGAGAAACCAAAUCCCACUGAUAGGGAAAAAGGUAGGAAGAAGGCUGAUUCGAAUAUCGACAGCAGAAGGGAAAUGGCAAGGAAACUGGAAUGCUGACUAUAAUUUCUCACUCCGAGAUCUUCGGUUGGAUGAUUUAGUUGAAGAUGACGAUCCUAAUGAUGCACGAGUCUUUGUUUCUCUAUCCAUUCAUAGGCAUGCAGGAUUUGGGCUUUCGGUUGAUGGGACAAUUGACACAUCUUUCACCAGAAAGUGUAGCAACUGCUCUUCCCCUUACUGCAGACAGAUUACAACCAACUUCAAUGUCUGGGUUCUCCCGUCUGCCAAAGAUGGCGACUCAAAUCAGCUACCUGAAAUUGGCGGCGACGAUCCAUCAGUCAUCUAUGUGAAACCUGGAUGUGAAGCAGAUCUCGACUCAUUAAUACAGGACACAAUUAGGCUCACUACUUCCGUGAAUGAAACAUGUUCAGAUUUUUGUGAGAAAUCAGAACUCGGGUUAAGACAUGUAGGCAAUGCAAAGGCUCCAACUGUUGAUAAGAGGUGGUCCAAGUUAUUAGAGCUAAAGAAAUCAUAUCAAUAAACUUAAUACGCAGAUCUAUUUGAAGCCCAGAAAAUUGAUUCAAGCACAGCUGCUAUUUUCAAGAACAGGAGGAUAAUACUUUUUUGUGGCACUAUGGGUGAUCUUCCGGCUCCCAGUUUCAGGCUGCAAUGCUAUGAUGUGUAUAUAUCUGCCAGGAUUAGCCCUUUCAUCUUGUUUAUUGUAAUACACAAAAUACUCUAUACAAAAUGAAUAAUUGGAUAUCUGCUUGUCAUCUA
Messenger RNA from Cynara cardunculus var. scolymus (artichoke), 938 nucleotides. Its product is annotated as large ribosomal RNA subunit accumulation protein YCED homolog 2, chloroplastic. The record is from RefSeq and is a predicted model, not a curated record. Lineage: Eukaryota; Viridiplantae; Streptophyta; Magnoliopsida; Asterales; Asteraceae. The transcript has 8 exons. The coding region runs from base 28 to 702 and encodes 224 amino acids.